This is a messenger RNA of Octopus bimaculoides (California two-spot octopus), 2632 nucleotides long. RefSeq lists its product as uncharacterized. NCBI's taxonomy places the organism in Eukaryota, Metazoa, Mollusca, Cephalopoda, Octopoda, Octopodidae. Gene Ontology annotation, molecular function: ubiquitin-like ligase-substrate adaptor activity; protein binding. Gene Ontology annotation, cellular component: SCF ubiquitin ligase complex. The record is from RefSeq and is a predicted model, not a curated record.
ACAGAGUGGUAGUAGUGAGAGUGAAAAUAACAAGGAAGUAGCAGCAGCUGUUCUAUCAGCAAAUUAGUAGUGACAUAAUAGUAACGUAGUAGUAGUAGUAGUAGUAAGGUAAUACUAACAUAGCAGUUGUAGUAGCAGUGGAAUGGCCGUGUGUUUGUGUUGCAUGUGAGAAUCUGAAAGAGGGAGGACUUAAUACUUAAUCAUGAAGAGUUAAAAACAAAAACAACACCAGGCAUACAUAUCGGUGGAUUAUAGUGUGUAUAAUAUCCUAAGAUCUGCUUAAAAACAAACUAACACCCGUCCUGAUGUCAGCACCAGCUGUGAUGGAAGACGAAGAUGAUGGCCACCACAUCGAGAAUUGCAAGAAACCGGACGACGAGGAGGAAGGAGGAAGAGCAGAGACAAUAAAUGGCGAUAGCAGCAAGGAUGAGGAUUGUUGUGAUGGUCAAAAGGAACCAGUUUCUAUCUCUCACCUCCCAGAAGAAUUAAUUGAGUAUAUUUUCUUCUAUUUGUCUCCCUACCGCGAUUUACAAUCUGCCAAGUUGGUCUCCAGACAAUGGUACCGUCUUGCCUUCGGUGUCAUCUAUCAGCGUGAACAGAACUUCCACGAUGCUAUAGCAAGUACCGAAGUGUUGUGGACGAAAUUGUUACCAGGGGAUGGCCCCACAAUCACAGAUCGCUAUUCUCAUUGUGCCUGCUACUAUGACAAGUCAUUGUACGUUUUUGGGGGUUGCACUUCGACCAACACCACCUUUAAUGAUCUAUGGGGUUUUGAUUUAGCCAGCCGACAGUGGGUGCGACCCCUGGCCAUGGGUGUUUACCCCUCACCAAAAGCCUGUGCUACUAUCGUAGUUUAUAAAGAUAGCCUGGUAUUAUUUGGCGGUUGGAGUCACCCAACACCAUCACCAUUACAUCAGGCAGCUUGUUUCUUCAACGAACUCCAUAUAUACACACCUUCUACGAACCGAUGGACAUGUGUAACAUCCCGCAACCUGCCGCAAUCCGUCGCUGGUCACUCAGCUUCCAUAAUAAAGGACACGAUGAUUGUCUUUGGUGGUUCACAUUUUCCUGGAACUGGGUCCAAUGAUGUUUGGUUGUUUGACUUUCUUGAACAAGACUGGCGCCGGAUAGAAAUCAGUGGACCGAAACCGAGCCCCCGUUAUGGCCAGUCACAGAUUGUCCUGAGUCACAAACACAUUCUUAUCCUUGGUGGUUGUGGUGGGCCAAAUCAGAUCUUCAAUGAUGCAUGGCUGUUAGUUAUGGAAUCUCAGGAUGAUUUCCAUUGGGAAGAGAUCCGAGUACUGCAGACGGAGUACAGUGCACCACAGCUGUGGUGUCAUCCUGCAUGUAAGGUGAAAGAUAUGGUGGUAGUUCUAAGUAAACCCUCAAAGACUAUGAAAUUGGUUCCCCGGUCUAGAUCGAAAUGGUCUCAUCAAAGAAGACAGUACGGCAGUGCAAAGACCAAUCGCACCGCAAACUCUGCUACUACAUCACAUUUGAAGUCAACACCUUGUUCGACAGAGCCUUGUGCCUCCACCUCAAACUCGUGGCCUGACCCAAUACCACAAUCCAGUUGUAUUGCUGAAGGAGACAACCCUGACAAGACGGCGGUCCGUGAGCAAGACAGCAUGGACACUCAAAGCGCAUUUUCGGUUUCGGUGCCUUCCUACAGGUCGCCGUCUUCAUUGUCAACCUCAAACCAACUCGCAGCAGCUGCCUCGUCUCACUCGCAGUGCACAGAUAGCUUUGAGUAUGGUUUCAGUAAUGUGCACAAAAAAUCGAACCCUCUUCUGUCUUCUCCGUCCAAUGGGGAGAGCAGUUCUGCUACAAACAGACAACAAGCAGAACAACGGGAACACAAAGAUUGCAGUGCAUCAAGUCGAAGCUUGCAAGCUGUUGGUGGUGGGGCUGCUGUCGGUUCCUCCAAUGGUCUCAUGCCUCCUGAGGGUGCAGCAUCAGCCAUUUCCCCCUCUUUGCUGUCUUACCCUCGUCCCUCUUCUCGUCAGAACCGACUUAAACAACUUGAGGUUCUCUGUCAAUAUGAAGAGAAAAUCUGGAGGAAGAAUCAAAUGUUACAACAACAACAACAACAGCAGCAGCAUCACCAUCGACCACAACCUGUUUCAGGUGUGUUACGCAGUCGAACUUCUGGACAGAGAAUGGCUUCUGGUAGCAACAGCAGCACUUCGACCACCAACAGCACUUCUUCUUCUACGAGCUACAAAGAACCUCGUUCUCUUAUGCAUGUACAUAACUUGGACAUUAGUAAAGCUAUCACUGAAAAGACAGUGACCUGGAGGGAAGUGCAUGAAAACAUCUCUGACUGCAUUCCUGAAGAGGCGAUCCUUUACUCAUUGGUGGAGGGUCGCGGUGAGCUGAUAAUGUUUGGUGGCAUACAGAGAGAUAUUAACACAAUGCAACGAGGCAUUCACAUAAGGCCUCGUGUCAGUAACAACCUGUAUGUACUCUCAUCUCCACAGCCAACAUUCUGAAAUCGUUCCAUUCAAAAUAUGAUGGGAAUUUUGGGGAUUUUUUUUUUGUUUGUUUGUUUAAUAUAGACACAAAAAACAAACAUGAAGUCUAUAAAGGAAAAAAAGAUCAUGUUCCUAUUUGCAUAAAAACUUAAUUUUAA